GUUGUCGUAUCCUUGUCGACAAUGUGUUUGUAUUUUAAAAGACUAAUGUUACAGUAAAGGGCUGUUUCAUUAAAAAAAAGGGGUGGCUAUAGCCGCCACAGUUAUGCAUUAACGUGCUGUUUUAAGCGUUUACUGAAGUUGCGUUAACUUACCCAGCGGUUGGAUUUGUUAGCUGGCUAAACGAACAGUGGUAACGUUAACGGUCCACCCGUCAGAGAUGAUGGAAAAAUAACGGAGCUGUCAGCUCGUUACUGGAAGCAUUUGAAGUUACACUAACGUUACCUUUGCUGGACACCGAGCUAACGAACAGUUUUUACAGUUGAAGAUGACGACUUCAUGGAGUGACCGUUUGCAGAACUAUGCCGACCUACCAGCCAACAUGGACGGUGUGGCCAUGAAAAAGUAUCGACGUGAAGCUAACCACAGAGUGUUUGUGAACCGAAGCUUGGCCAUGGAGAAGAUUAAGUGUUUUGGUUUUGAUAUGGAUUAUACUCUGGCAGUGUAUAAAUCUCCAGAGUAUGAGUCACUUGGCUUUGACUUGACGGUGGAGCGCCUGGUGUCAAUUGGAUAUCCACAAGAGCUGCUCAACUUUGUCUACGACCCCUCCUUCCCCACCAGAGGUCUGGUGUUUGACACGAUGUAUGGCAACCUGCUCAAAGUGGAUGCAUAUGGGAACAUCCUGGUGUGUGUGCACGGAUUCAAUUUCUUAAGGGGACCUGACAUCAGAGAGAUGUAUCCCAACAAAUUCAUUCAACGUGGUGACACAGAGCGCUUCUACAUCCUCAACACACUCUUCAACCUGCCUGAAACCUACCUCUUUGCUUGCCUGGUGGAUUUCUUUAGUAACUGCCCCAGAUACACAAGUUGUGAGGCUGGCUUCAAAGAUGGCGACCUUUUCAUGUCCUACAAGAGCAUGUUCCAGGAUGUCCGAGAUGGUGUGGACUGGGUUCAUUUCAAGGGCUCCUUAAAAGAGAAAACGGUUGAAAACCUGGAGAAGUAUGUGGUAAAGGAUCCGAAGCUUCCUCUCCUCCUCAGUCGUAUGAACGAAGUAGCCAAAGUAUUUCUGGCCACCAACAGCGAUUACAAAUACACAGAGAAAAUUAUGACCUACCUGUUUGACUUUCCUCAUGGCCCAAAGCCGGGUACACCCCACCGGCCUUGGAAGUCCUACUUUGACCUGAUCCUGGUGGAUGCCCGCAAGCCUGUGUUCUUUGGAGAAGGAACAGUGCUGCGGCAAGUCGACACUACUACAGGUCGGCUGAAGAUUGGCACAUACACGGGACCUCUUCAGCAUGGUAUUGUUUACUCUGGAGGUUCUUCAGACAUUGUGUGUGACUUAUUGGGCGCUAAAGGAAAGGACAUCAUCUACAUUGGAGACCACAUUUUUGGUGACAUCCUCAAAUCCAAGAAGCGCCAGGGCUGGCGGACUUUCCUGGUGAUACCUGAGCUGGCCCAGGAGCUGCAUGUUUGGACUGAUAAGAGCUCCAUAUUUGAGGAACUUCAGUCUCUGGACUGCUUCCUCGCAGAGCUUUACAAGCAUCUGGACAGCAGCAGCAAUGAGAGGCCUGACAUCAGCUCACUGCAGAGACGCAUUAAGAAAGUGACCCAUGACAUGGACAUGUGCUAUGGCAUGAUGGGGAGUCUGUUUCGCAGCGGAUCCCGUCAGACGCUGUUUGCCUCUCAAGUGAUGCGCUACGCUGACCUGUACGCCGCUUCCUUCAUCAACCUGCUUUACUACCCCUUCAGCUAUCUGUUCAGAGCUGCUCAUGUGCUGAUGCCUCAUGAGUCAACAGUGGAGCACACCCACGUUAAUAUCAUCGACACAGAGUCACCGCUGGCCACACGAAACCGCCACGAUGUUGACCUCAAGGAGAUGGAGUGCAAACGACACCAGCUGACUCGAUCCAUCAGCGAGAUCCAGCCCCCCCACUUCUUCCCUCAGGCUCCACAGGAGAUCACCCACUGCCAUGACGAGGAUGAUGAUGAGGAGGAAGAGGAGUAGACAAAGGGAGAAGAGCAGAGGAGUCUGCAGAUGAAGCUCGCUGUCACAUCUAGUACAUCCUGUUUUCAUGUUUAAGUUGAUCUUUGAGCCUGGUUGGUGAAGAACAGGUACACUGAAUUGACGGUUUGUGAUAUGGACUACUUCAAGUUCCAGCGGGCUUGCUACUUCCCUGGUAGCUGCACCUGAAAGUUAGUUUAGAUUAGUUUAGAUGUAACUGUUAUUAUAAGAUUAAAGCAGUAGGGUGGUUAAGUUGAAGUGUGUUGUUAGAUCCUCGUGGCUCUGCCAGGUUUGUGUAAGGACGAAUUUUCUGCUUUUAUCCAGGUUAUUAGGAGUCCAGGAUGCAUCCAGCUCACUGCCAUGCGGCUUACUCCUGCAUCAUAGCUCUCACUUUAAUACAUGCAAAACACUGAGGUUAACCUUAACCUGUCUUUAAGGAGCUAUCCACCAAUCCCUCUAGAAUGUUGCAAUCGUAACAAUUAACGCAAAUUCAGCCAAUCCCCAGGAAUUCUGUGCGACCUUGCAAUUUUGUCCAGUCACAGUAACUUAACCACAAAUUUGACUAUUUAAAACAGGAAACAUUUUAUUAUAUUAUAGAGCUGCGUGCAGCGUGUUGAUUUGCUCUGCAUUUAUGAUUAGACUACUGCUGCAGGACUGGAGCUCUGUGCCUGGAAUGAAGUCACACACAGUGACAGGGCUAAUGUUACCCAACAGUUCCUAACAGGUUUAACAACAAAGUCGAGCCAUUUCGUUGUCGAUGUGUGUUUAACAGCUCUGUGUCGGACAUUAGCUGCUGCUGUGAGGCUUUGGCCCAAGUGGCGAAGUAUGACAAGUAGAGAUUAGAUCACUUUGUGCUGUUCAGCAGCGAUCAGCUUUUGCUGUCAUCCCUUUGCCAUGAAUCCUGGCUAGACUUCUAUCCACCAUAAACCUCAGUAACACUGUUGUGACAGCCAUGUCAGUCACAGACUUUGCAUAUUUGGGACCAUAUUGUUUUUGAGGUGUAAUUUUUUUCCACUUCCAAAGAAUACUGGCCAAAUGUAGAGAUGUGUUGGUGAGGUAUUUCAGCGCAGCUAGAAGGAGAAAUAAAUAUUUUUAACAUCCACGAUAAAUAUCAGCUGGUGUGAAAAACAUGAUUUUCACCUGCAGUAGCCUCAACAGAUCCGCUGUUUGGAUCAUCCUGUGUUAUUGACCUGCCUCUGUGUUGACAAGCAACAACCUUUCAUCCCCUUGUUUUAUUUUUAAUUUGUUUAGGUUUUUUUUUUAAAGAAAAUAUAGGAAAUGAAGGGAUUAAAAGCACACCUGGGGGAGGAUUUUUACUUGAAGAAAAUUAAACUGUAGUUUGUGUUUUAAACACAGCUGCUAAAAGUAUCUAACUGUUCUACACCAUUAGAGUGUUUUCUGUCAAGCAGAGUUUGUAAUGCCUGCUAUGGUGAGGUGAAGUCAAAAAGAAAUUGUACAUCACAGCUAUUGACACUGAAUCAGAGAAACCUCACCUUCUUAUUUUCCCUGUUAUUCCCCUCACUGUGUUGUACGAUAGGAAUUCCACAGAAUGUAAAUGACCUCUCACCUUUAAGUCCUUACUGUUCUAUAGUCUGUGUUUAUGACGUGUAAUGUAGAUAAUACACUCUGCACCUACACGGUUACGGCCUUAUUCAUCCUGCAUUGAGUUGAUACAGUGAGUGUGAAUGAGAGAAAUGGUUAAAGUAUAUUUUGAAUGUGAAUGCUGGAUUGUUUUAAUCUGAAGACAGGUAAAAGUUAUGACAGAUGAAGGCUAUGGAAGCCCAUUUCUUCCAGAUGACAUGAACAUAUUUAGGUUAAAAUUCCAACAAUUUCAUACUCAAAGUCAACAUUAUGAGACCCUGAAGUAUACAAGAAGUCAAUAUUUUAACCCAAUCAGAUUGACUUGACAAAAUUUAGAAUUAUGAGAUAAUAAGCACGUCACAAUUUGGAGUCAUCAGGUUUUUGGUUAUAACUCAGUUCAUACACUAAUUAUAGCAGUAUUUCACACAAAUAUCUCAGAGGAUAAAAUGAAGUGUUGACAUUUUAUAUCAAAAGCUCAAAUGUCAGCUUCACUGUGUCAUCAUAAUGCAAGAACACUUUUCUGGGCAUUACUAAACACCAUAAUGAAACUGUGCUGAUUGUAUAGAUCUUCUGUGCUGUUGGGGGCAUCAAUGUUUUAACAGACGUGGAUGUUAACUUUGAGUGCAACUGGACUGGUUUGCGAAGGCAUACAAGCGAAGCGGUAAUUUGAAUUUUUAAUGAACGGUUACAUUUUUAAGUCCAAACUUAUGAGAUAGUCAAUUAGCCUGGAAAUCCAGAUUCAAAUCUAGAAAGAUUUUGAGUCUGGCCCUCACUGAUACACCCUUCCUACCCAAGGGGCGGCACUAACUGAGGCAAUACAAAUGCCGCCACACGCAAUUGGAUAGCAUGAUGGCCAAUCAGAGCAAAAUACAAGGUGACAUAUUCAUUGCACUAAGCCCAAUUUGUUUGCCGACCAGUGGGGCUAACUGAUAUAUUUUGCUAAGCUAAAUCGAAUGGACGCGGUCCUUCAGCAGCUGCCAUCUUGGCUGUUUACUUUUCGACUCCUAUGGUGCAGUGCUGUUCCAGAGCCUGCCUCCAUCAGAUAGACUGAUCUGAUUGGUCCGAUUUGCGAUUCAAUGUGCUCUUGUUCGUUGGGGCCAGGUUCCCAUGCAGUGCAAAUUCGAAUUUGCAAGGGACGGGGCAUUUGGAUUUCCAGGGUAAUAGUCAAUUGUAAUUAUGAGAAAAUUCAAAUAAAAAAUCUGACAUAGUACUUUACAUUUCAGAAAUUGAAUCGCACUGACAUAAUCUUAUCAUCCCAUAUACCAUAAUUUGAUUUUAUUUUUGUUAUUUGGAAAGCUUGGUGUAUGUAUCUGUCCUGGCAGUGAUGGUCUUCCACAGAGAGGGGAACAUGCUGUUACUGUGCUGUCACUGAGUGCCAAAGUGGGCCUGUCUCCAUAUGCAUCACACAUACUGUCAACAUGAUCAGGGUGCAAUAGUUAAUUUUAGUGUGCUGAAGUGCUGAUAAGGUUGUUUUUCUUUGAGUAUUGUCAUGUUUUUAUGUUACUGUCUCGAUUUCAAAAGGACUUGUGAUUUAACAGGAGGACCUGUUUUCUGAUCUGCUGGAGUGAGCAUGCAGUAUUGAUGCUGAGGUGAGCUCUCUGACUCACAGCGGGCUAAUCCAGCCUUUUUUCACUGAAUGUGUGAUUCUGCUGUUUGUGUGUUGUUACAUUUCUUUAAGUUGCCUCAUCUCACUUGGAUUGAAGAGUCAGAUUUUUGACUUGUUUAAAUACCUGAAGACAGCUGAUUGUUUUACCUUAUUCAGGCCUGUUGCACCUUCGGAUAUUUCUCUUGUUAUUUGAGUAUGGGAGCAAUAUUGAAACACAAAGGUUUCAGAGUGGAAACAGCACCACUGAUUUAAGUUUUUCACUCUGUCAUAUUCAAGUCAUUUCAGAAGAGUUGAGCAUGUCCAUUUGCUGUCAGCUUUGAAGGCUAACGUGGACUUUGAUAAUUGCACACACUCAAGUGUAAAGUGAACCAAAUGAAUGUUUUUGUUUGUUUGUUUACCAGCAAUGGUUAAUGCAUGCAUUGAAGUUGCAUUUUUCUUUAGUUAAAUUUUGAAAUAUUGCCUUUGAAGAAUGUUGCAGUGAUGCUGCAGCUGAGAUGGUUUGAUUACAGACUGAUGUUUGUAAUAAAUUUUCUGAUCUGA
Messenger RNA from Epinephelus fuscoguttatus (brown-marbled grouper), 5726 nucleotides. RefSeq names its product 5'-nucleotidase, cytosolic IIa (gene nt5c2a). Gene Ontology annotation, molecular function: 5'-nucleotidase activity. The record is from RefSeq and is a predicted model, not a curated record. Bases 326 to 2002 code for a protein of 558 amino acids. Lineage: Eukaryota; Metazoa; Chordata; Actinopteri; Perciformes; Serranidae. The transcript has 18 exons.